Owenia fusiformis is the source of this 2465-nucleotide messenger RNA. Lineage: Eukaryota; Metazoa; Annelida; Polychaeta; Sabellida; Oweniidae. The record is from the annotation of a GenBank genome assembly.
UGGACCAAUAGAGGGUACUUUAUUUAAAAGUGUUGCAGACAUAGCGGCAAUAUGAAAGUGGUUGCAGUUUUUAUUGUGGCACUUCAGUUAGCGAUCGGUGUUGAAGUCGAUGUAAAAACGACGAUAUCAGGAUUUGUUGUCACAUUAGAUGGAAUAACGAUAAUGGAACAAAGCGAAAUGAGUCCUAUGCUUGCUGUUGGAGCUGGCAACAGAGACGUAAUGGAAUUCCGAGGUAAUUUUCACAUCAAGGAUGAGGUUGUGUCCAGGAUUCCACUUAGAAGGUCUUCGGUUACAAAGAUAGACGAUACUUGGCAAAUUGUGCUUCAAGAGAGCGGGUCAUCUAACGAAUAUCAGACUAUAAUAGAAUUAGAGAAUGAUGCAUCUUCCCUAUUCGUCACAGUGACGGUCCAGGCUCAGCAUCCCAUAAACAGGAUGUGGGUCCGGUUUAAGGCCGAGCCGAGUGAACGAGUGUACGGUGGAGGAGAACAGUUUAGUUACCUCAACCUGAGAGGAAGGGCGUAUCCGAUCUGGACAAGGGAACAAGGUGUUGGAAGAAAUGAGAGUACCAUAACAACGUUCUUUGCGCAUCAGCGCGAGGGCGCUGGAGGUGCUUACCAUACUACAUACUUCCCCCAGCCAUCUUUCGUCAGCUCCAGACACUACUUCUGUCAUCUAUUGGAGUCAGCGCCCAGUGCGUUCGACUUCUCGCACGAGGAUUACCACGAGGUGGAAAUCCUGAAGACAGAAGUUGGGUUUAAACUUGCAUCGGGUAGCAGCAUCCAGGAGACUGUUGAAAAGUUGACAGGUCUCCUGGGACGCCAACCUGAGCUGCCAGAUUGGAUCUAUUCCGGGGCUAUACUUGGAGUACAGGGUGGCACAGACAAGAUGAUAUCGCACUUGACAGAUGCACAAGAGGCUGGUGUUAAGGUCAGUGGACUGUGGAUCCAGGAUUGGGUGGGCAAGAAGGUGACAUCAUUCGGCAGCAGACUCUACUGGAACUGGGUAUGGGAUGAGAAAUGGUAUCCCAAUUUAAAAACAGUUAUGAGAGAUCUUAAGGAAAAGGAUAUAAGAGUAUUCGCAUACAUCAAUCCGCAUAUCAUCAACACCGGAAGUCUCUUCAACGAUGCAGACAAAAAGGGGUAUUUCAUUAAGAACCAAGAAGGAACAACAUAUCUCCAAGACUUUGGUGAAUACUUCUGUGGGACUGUUGAUUUUACUAAUCCAGAAGCAUAUAAUUGGUACAAAGGUGUCAUCAAGACAAAUAUGAUAGAUUUGGGGUUUGGUGGUUGGAUGGCAGACUUCUCCGAGUAUACGCCUGUUGACGGCGUGUUUCAUUCGGGAAUUCCCGGAGAAGAGGCUCAUAAUCUAUACCCAGUCCUAUGGGCUCAGUGUAACAGAGAAGCAGUAGAAGAAGCAGGACAACUUGGUGAAAUCCUCUAUUGGAUGAGGUCUGGUUUCUCAGGGACCGGAAAGCAUGCAGUGGUGAUGUGGGCUGGUGACCAAAAUGUGGAUUUCAGCUACUCCGAUGGCCUGCCUUCAGCAAUAACAGGAGCACUAUCAAUGGGAAUGAGUGGUAUGGGACUGACACACUUUGAUGUAGGUGGCUAUACAACAUUUCCACCCAUGGUUCGAACACCAGAGCUAUUUCUACGUUCGGCAGAAGCCGCAAUAUUUACACCAGUUCUCAGGACGCAUGAAGGUAACAUGCCUCAGGCAAAUUGGCAAUUUUAUUCCUCCCCAGGGACGAUGUGUCGAUUUGCAAGACUGACCCAAUUGUUUACCACUCUACGGCCGUACAUGAAAGAAGCAGUCAGGCAGAACGCAGAAAGCGGAACACCAGUUCAGCGACCUUUAUUUUUCAAUUAUGAAAACGAUCCUGUAACUUUGGACAUUCAAUAUCAAUACAUGUUGGGAGAUGACCUACUCGUUGCACCGGUACAUCAACCACAGCAAACCUCCUGGUCAUUGUAUUUACCAGAUGAUGAUUGGGUGUUCGUUUGGGAUGGAAAAAAUUACAAAGGGUUGAGUGACGUAACCGUCGAUGCACCAAUAGGAAAACCUCCCGCCUUUUACCGCAAAGGUUCAAAAUGGACGCCAUUAUUUGAAAAACUAUCGGGUAUAAUGGCUAGCUGUGGAGAUGAAACAAUACCACCACAUAUUCCAUUAGAUCAAAAAAUAGUACAACUGGUUAUGUCUCAAGUAGCGCCAUCUAGUAGUCAAAAUCAAGAAGUAAAAGACGAAUUAUGAGAUACAUAUUUUAAAUUGAGAAACAAAAGUUGUAAACUCUAUACUGAAUUUGAAAAUCCCAUAAUUAUUGAAGGAGUGUCAAUCUGCAAUUUAAUGGUCAUCUUUUGAAUGGUAACAAUAUAAUUUGAAAUAGAUAUAUAUACUUUUCUCUAUAUUGUUUUAGAAAACACAUCGGACACUUCUUUUGUUCUUGGUAUCAUAUGUUCGGAGUGAAAUGA